AUGGCCUUCGGCAAUGCGACCCAUUAUCUCCUUUCUUCUUUGCGUUGUGCACGCAAGCUACAAGGCCAGAUCCCUCCUUACAUAGGCUUGACCCUUCCUAAUCUUGAGGGCCUUUAUCUUGGGGUAAACAAGUUUUCAGGACCAAUUCUGACCUCAAUAGUCAAUUCCUCAGGGCUCCAGACACUUGAUACGGGUUUGAAUUCUUUGUCAGGACCAAUACCAAAGAAUUUGGGAAGCCUUCAAAAUCUAGAAAACAUCAACUUAGGUGGCAACUUCCUUGAGAGUGUUUUGCCUGAUUCAAUUGGAAAUCUCUCUGCAAAUCUCAACCAAUUACAGAUUGGAGCCAACUCCAUAUCAGGUGCCAUACCAAAAGAGAUAGGAAACCUUGUAGGCUUGGAGUUCCUUGAUUUAGAUGAAAACAUGCUCACAGGCUGUAUCCCUGUUUCUAUUGGAAAAUUUUCCAAGUUGAAAUAUUUCUAUGCUUACACAAAUAGAAUCACAGGGGAAAUUCCUCAUUCUUUGGGAAAUAUGACCCAACUAACUAUUCUAAGAGUAUCUUAUAAUUUGCUAGAAGGAGGCAUACCUGCAUCUUUAGGUAACUGCAUUCGCUUGGAAGGAUUGGAUCAUUCGCAGAAUUGUCUGAACGGCACAAUACCAAAGGAAGCUAUCAGCCUCUGUUCCUUCUCAAGAAUCCUUUCCUUUGCUUUAAAUAGUUUAACGGGAACUUUACCAGCAGAGGUUGGAAACUGCAAAAAUCUCAACAUUUUGGAUGUAUCAAGCAAAAAACUUCAUGGGGAAAUUCCAAGCUCAUUUGAAAACUGCCAAAUACCCGAGUUUCUGGGUGAACUUCCUUUUUUCAUUAAUCUCAACCUGUCUUUUAAUAGCUUCCAAGGCAAAGUGCCUACGACAGGAGUGUUCGACAACAUCAGUGCGUUCUCAGUCAUUGGAAACAGCGAGUUAUGCGGAGGGAUUAAGCCACUUCGAUUGCCUACUUGUCAGACAGAAAUUGCAAAGAAAAGGAAAAACUUCCCACGUAGAGCGAUAAUUGUGACCUGCAUUGUCGUUUUUCUUGUUUUGUUCUUGAUAUGUCUUUUCACAAUCAAACGACGGGUCAGCUUUUCAAAAAAGAAAGAGGGAAUUGCCAGCCCAUCAGAGAAGAAAAAUCUUAAACUUUCCUUCGCCGAGCUCCUCAAUGCCACUGACAAUUUCUCUUUAGCCAACUUGAUUGGUAAGGGAAGAUAUGGUUCAGUUUAUAAAGGGAUUCAAAGUUUGACGAUCAAACAACAGUUGCUGUGA
Hibiscus syriacus is the source of this 1296-nucleotide messenger RNA. Its product is annotated as putative receptor-like protein kinase At3g47110. The record is from RefSeq and is a predicted model, not a curated record. Gene Ontology annotation, cellular component: plasma membrane. Bases 1 to 1296 code for a protein of 431 amino acids. Gene Ontology annotation, biological process: hormone-mediated signaling pathway. Gene Ontology annotation, molecular function: protein binding. Lineage: Eukaryota; Viridiplantae; Streptophyta; Magnoliopsida; Malvales; Malvaceae. The transcript has 4 exons.